This is a messenger RNA of Diaporthe amygdali, 516 nucleotides long. RefSeq names its product cystathionine beta-synthase. The transcript is spliced from 2 exons. Lineage: Eukaryota; Fungi; Ascomycota; Sordariomycetes; Diaporthales; Diaporthaceae. Bases 1 to 516 code for a protein of 171 amino acids. The record is from RefSeq and is a predicted model, not a curated record.
AUGGCAACAGGCAUAAUGGCUCCCCCAUCGACGAACACCACACAGGCAAAUUCAGGCCCGUUCGUCUCGAAAUGGGCAUCUCGGUACCGCGGGGCUGCAGUAGAGGACCUGCAACCACCCGCGGCCCUCUCGCUCACACCCUCCGACCCCAUCUCUCUCGCCCUCGAAGCCGCCUUUGAGCGGGACUACACGCACCUGACGAUCGUGGACAGCGAGACGCGGAGCCUGAUGGGCUACAUCUCGAUCCCGAACCUUCAGUCACUGCUCGACGGCGGCAAGGUGGCGGCCGAGGACCCCAUCAGCGCCGCCAUGACGCGGUUCCAGCGCCGCGGCAGGAAGUACAAGGUCAUCACGAUGGACACACCGCUCGAGGAGCUCGAGGCCUUCUUCGAGGGCGCUCAGACGGCUGGCCAGAAGCAGGAGUUCGCCGUCAUCACUGACGACAACAGGCGCUUCGUGCUCGGCGUCGCCACUAGGGAUGACCUCGAGCAGUUCGUCAAGAGGAGGCCGGCGUAG